GCGGCCGCUCGGGCUCCGCUUUUGCCUCCGCCGGGCACGGCUGUGGCUUCUCCGGGCGCGUCUCCGCUUUUCUCUCCGGCUUCUCCCCCGGGCUCGGCUCCCGCUCCCGGUGCGGCUGCCCCGGCCAUGGGGGUGGCGACGGGCGCGCCUCCGCCGUGAGCGGCAUCAGCAGCAGCGGGACCCAGCGAUGUUGCGGGGCCAGGUCAGUUUUGAGGAAGAGAGCCAGAAUCCACCCGCUGUGGGCCACUGGAAGCCCCUGAUGCCAUCCAAAGGCGACAAGGAGGAGCCAGAGAGUGGAUGCCAGGAUGCUGGAGGUGUGCAGGAACCCCAGUCCACGGAGCACCUCAACAUGUCCCGGCUGCGCAGCUCCUCGGUGGAGAUCCGGGAAAAGGGCUCGGAGUUCCUGAGAGAUGAGCUGCACAAAGCACAGAAGGAGCUGAAGCUCAAGGACAAAGAAUGUGAGAGAUUGUCAAAAGUGAGGGAACAGCUGGAGCAGGAACUGGAGGAGUUAACAGCCAGCCUGUUUGAGGAAGCCCACAAGAUGGUGAGAGAAGCCAACACCAAACAGGCUGCGGCAGAGAAACAGCUCAGGGAGGCCCGGGGCAAGAUUGACAUGCUGCAGGCAGAGGUGACAGCCCUCAAGACGCUGGUGAUCACAUCCACACCGUCCUCCCCCAACCGCGAGCUGCACCCUCAGCUGCAGAGCCCUUCCAAAGCUGGCUUCAGGAAGGGCCAUGGGAGGAACAAGAGCACCAGCAGUGCCAUGGUGUCAGCUGCCAGCCACGGCGUGGCUCCCGAGCCUGUCAGCCGGGAAUGCAAAGAGUCUGGUUUCCCUGCUCUCCUCUCCCUGCUCCUUUGCAUCCUCCCUGGGAAGGCUAUCCACAUCACCUAUGAGCCAGGCUGGCAGGCCCUGGGAGCAGAUGCUUCCUCCUCCUCCUCCUCCUCCUCACGGCAGGUCGACUCCAUUUUAUUUGCCGAGUUCCAGGCCUGGAAAGAAUCUCCAACUUUGGACAAAUCCUGCUCCUUCCUGGACAGAAUUUACCGAGAAGAUGUAGGACCUUGUCUGGACUUCACCAAGCAGGAGCUGUCGGAGCUGGUGCGAGUGGCUGUGGAGCAGAACACCCUCACCAUCGAGCCAGUGGCUUCCCAGACUGUCCCCGUGGGCAAGGUGGCAGCAGAAGAGUGUGGUGGCCCCAAUGGCUUCCGGUCACAAAUCCUAACGAAAUGUGCUCUCAGUGGCCUCCCCAGGACCUGCAAGCACCGGAUCAUGCUCGGGGAUUCUGGAAGUUACUAUUACAUUUCCCCUUCCUGCAGGGCCAGGAUCACAGCAGUGUGCAACUUCUUCACCUACAUCCGUUAUAUCCAGCAAGGCCUGGUGAGGCAGGAUGUGGAGCUGAUGUACUGGGAGGUCAUGCGGCUCCGGAGGGAGAUGUCUCUGGCCAAACUUGGAUUUUAUCCCAGCGAGAUGUAAGCAGAGCCCUGAGCGUGGAAGCAAAGUGCUCCUGGAGGAAGGGUUUGGGGUGCAGUGCCUGUCCUGCUCCCUCCCACCUUCCCUCUGCCUGGAGCAAGGAGCAAGAGGCACAAGUUCCACCUUCAGCUGUCCCACUCAUUCAGGUGUGACUGGAAUGCAGCUGCCACGCUGCCCCUGGAGCUGGGCUGGCCCUGGCUGCUCCAGGAUGGCCACCCAUGGACUCUGGAGUCUCCUAUAUGCAGUGUAUACCCGUUCUUUUUUAAACCUUUUGUUUUUAUAUGCAGCCUGGCAUAACCCAAGGCCAGGCCUGUGCAGGGUGGGAAUUCCGGACCUUCCUUGCGAGCCAGCCCGUCAGGACAGAUGCUGGCUGUCUGUUCCACUUGUUUAUUUGGGAUGGAGGGUGCUGUCCCCGAGGUCCUGCUGACCACAGCAGCCCUGAAAAUGCCAGCAGAGCACAAUGAUCCUGAACAGUUUGUUUCCAAGUACUUCCUUGUUCCUUUUCAAGGAGCCUGCAAGAGAAGCUUGUUGCCAGCAGAGUCACAAAGAAGGAUUUGUUCCUGUUUUUAGCUGGAUGUUUGGCACUGGGUUGUGCAGGCUGGGGAAUGGCUGGAGCUGUGCACCUGGGGCCUCCAGCAGAAGAAAGGGAGCAGGGAAAUUCCCUAACUCCCAGCUGGCUGCAAGAUUUUUUUCCCUCUGGACUAGGGGAUCUGCUGCAGUUGUCAGAGGCAGAUGCAGGAGCCUGUGACAGUCCCUGGUAUGAACCUCACCCACAAACAAGCCCUGGAGCUGUUCCUGCUCUUGAGGCAGCUUUGGGCAGUCCUGUUCCCACUCUUCAGGCAGAACCCAUGUUCCCAGGUUGGGUUCUUUGUGUCUCCAGGAGAAGCAUGCCCAAAGCCCAGAUUCCUUCCUGGUGUUACAUCAGAUUUGGAGAUGCCCAUCCACUGGGAAUCACAACUUUUCCUGGGCUGCCAUUCCCUGGUGGGGGAAUCUGAGACCUCUGUGUGUGCACAUGGGGGCUGCCCCAAAAUGUGCUGGGAGGGAGGGAUGUUGCUGGAGCUGCAGGAAUGCACAGGCCUGACACAUCCUGAACUCAGACCCAGGUUUAUUGAAGCCAUGACAGUAUUUUGUAGCUAAUUUAGUGUUUUUUUCAGUGACUCUGGAAUCAGCUCAGUCAUCACCCAUUCUGGGGAUUUCACUUCUGACAGGCUUGUCACCCUGUCCCUCUACCACCCUCAGCUGCAUAAUUCCAUCCUCUCCUGAAGGAUAUUACAGUAGGAACUCGAUUUUUCUUCUGCCAAGCUGCUGGAUUUUGUCUAGUGGGGAGAGAAAUAACACAGCUUUGGUUUCCCUGGCUGUGGAUUUCAGCUCAGGUGAAUUCCACCUCUGGAAUUUCUCCCUGCAUCUCUUCCCCCUGUCCUUUUGAUCUCUCCAUGUCUUCCUGAGAGCUGCUACACUGCACAAACAUCGCAGCACGGGGAAUGAGAUGAUCUCUCUGGGUCAGAGAUAUUUUCAUUUGUGGGAUUUUUUUUUCCCCCCUUCGGUGUCACGUCAAAAAGCACUUUGAGACAGAAGGAACUGCAGCAAUGCCUUGUCUGAGGUUGUCUUGCAUUUCAAAUGAAGCAGAGAGAACAAUUGGUGAAGGAAAAUGAAAUCACUCCGUUAGCCGCGGGAUGGUUGCACCCUGCUCUUUCAUAAAGGAAAAUAAACAUUUGCUAUUAACCUCUAUAA
Molecule: messenger RNA, 3199 nt
Organism: Hirundo rustica (Barn swallow)
Lineage: Eukaryota; Metazoa; Chordata; Aves; Passeriformes; Hirundinidae
Gene: RAB3IL1
Product: RAB3A interacting protein like 1
Exons: 12
Coding region: 188-1471 (427 amino acids)
Biological process (GO): exocytosis
Cellular component (GO): Golgi to plasma membrane transport vesicle
Molecular function (GO): guanyl-nucleotide exchange factor activity
Source: RefSeq, a predicted model, not a curated record